CGACUUCCUGUAAUGCGGAUGAUUAUAUGAAUACUUCAUAUCCUAUAUAUGGCGGGGUUGAAAGGUGUUUGGUGCCGCCUCUGAUGUUUGAUUAUGCCCUUUUGUUGCUAGGGCAGUUAAUUAGGAGCUCACAAUAUAUAGGCAGCCCACCACUGGAGCUCGUGGAGCUCGACACGUAAGGGCUGGAGACGUUCCUCAAGUAGCCCAACAAGCAAAAGAUUUUGGUGCCGUCUUUCCACACGUGACUAAAGCAGGAGGAAUCUGUCUGUUAUGUCGUUGCUUAUGACUCCUUCACAUCUGGGAAGAGAGGGCAGAGGCAAGGAGGAGGAGGACGAAGAAGAAGAAGAGGGUUUUGCUACCAUGGAAGAGGAGAGGGCCUUUCCCAGUGACUUGUCAGGUUUCGAGUUCUUCAUGAUCAUGCUCUCCAAUUCCUUGAAGAAACUGAGGAUGCCGGACAAGUUCGCCAAGGUGCUCGCCGGACGUGAGCCCCGGGAAGUGAAGCUGCGGGAGGCCGGCAGCGGGCGCCACAGCCUGUGGGACGUGAAGGUGGUGCUGGACGCCGACGGCCACAUGUACCUAGGGCGCGGCUGGGAGCAGUUCGCCCGCGCGCACGACCUGCGGCUCGGCUACAUCCUCCUGUUCAGCUUCGACGGCGACGCCGUGCUCACCGUCAAGGUGUUCGACGUGAGCAUGUGCCGCAGGCACUACCAGCGCGACGACGAUGCCAGCAGCGGGAGCAGCAACGACGGCAGCGGCUCGGCGGAGACGGAGGUCGACGAGGCUCCGACGUCGCAGUUCACGGUCAGGCUGAGCGGCUGCCACUUCCUGGAGAAGCAGCAGCAGUAUCUGAACGUGCCGCUGGAGUUCCAUGAGGCGCACGGGUACGCGGAGAGGAGCAAGGUGGUGCUGCGGAUGAGCGGCAAGUCGUGGCCGGUGACCCUGAAGCACACCAACCGGGCGGGCGGCAAGACCCGGUCGUCCUUCAGGUACGGGUGGCACCAGUUCCUGGUGGACAACCGCCUCACCGUCGGCGACACCUGCUUCUUCCGCGCGCUCCGCGGCGGCGAGGACCACGAGCUCAAGGUGCAGGUCCGCAAGCUGGACGGCUCCUUCGUGGACUGAUCGGUGCUGGCGAUCAACUGUAUCAGCCGUACGUGUCGGCGUGCUCAUCACCGGCAUGGCACUACUUUUUCCAGUAGUUGUUUGAAGCUUUCGGUUCGUAUGUUCUGAAUCCUGGAUCAGUGCCUUCUGAUGCUAGUAGCAGCAGAGUAACUAGAGAAUAAGCCGCCUGACUCUGUGCCCCCUCGUGUGCAAAAAUGACGAGAUUGUUCGCCUAAUUUCUUGCCUGAAAUUGUCAUCUUUGUGCUACAAGGAUAAGAAUUUCAGUUUCACGUUUGCACAUGCA
Molecule: messenger RNA, 1405 nt
Organism: Aegilops tauschii subsp. strangulata
Lineage: Eukaryota; Viridiplantae; Streptophyta; Magnoliopsida; Poales; Poaceae
Product: B3 domain-containing protein Os03g0212300-like
Molecular function (GO): DNA binding
Source: RefSeq, a predicted model, not a curated record